AUUUCAGUGACUAAAUUUAUUCGAAUUGGAAUCGCUGAUAAGAAUGACAAUCCUCCUUAUUUUGACAAAGCUCUUUACGAGGCUGAAGUCGACGAAAAUGAAGAUAUACAACACACCGUUCUCACAGUCACCGCCAAGGAUCACGAUGAAUCCUCUCGUAUUCGAUACGAGAUCACAAGCGGUAACAUAGGAGGAGCGUUUGCUGUCAAAAAUAUGACAGGAGCCAUUUAUGUAGCAGGAGCACUAGAUUACGAAACUAGGAAGAGGUACGAGCUAACCCUGGUAGCCUCUGACAGCCUUAAUGAAAACUACACAACGGUUAUAAUACACAUAAAGGACGUUAACGAUCUGCCGCCAGUGUUUAAUAGCACAGUGUACAGGCGGGACAUUGCUGAAGAAUUUCCGGCCCCAUAUCCUCUACGGCUUAUGCAGGUCACAGCCACCGAUGGCGAUAAGGAUCGGCCCCAGAACAUCGUGUACUUUUUGACAGGACAAGGCAUCGAUCCUGAUAAUCCUGCAAACAGCAAAUUUGACAUUAACAGGACCACGGGAGAAAUAUUCGUCCUCAAGCCUUUGGAUCGGGAUCAGCCGAACGGCCGGCCCCAGUGGCGGUUCACCGUGUUCGCGCAAGACGAAGGCGGCGAAGGUCUGGUGGGUUACGCCGACGUCCAGGUCAACCUCAAAGACAUCAACGACAACGCGCCCAUAUUCCCGCAGGGCGUUUACUUCGGUAACGUAACCGAGAACGGUACCGCCGGCAUGGUCGUCAUGACGAUGACCGCGGUGGACUACGACGAUCCUUCCGAAGGUACCAACGCGCGACUGGUGUAUUCCAUAGAGAAGAACGUGAUCGAGGAGGAGACGGGCAGUCCGAUUUUCGAGAUCGAGUCGGAGACGGGAGUGAUCAAAACGGCCGUGUGUUGUCUGGAUCGCGAAAGAACGCCGGACUAUUCGAUACAGGUUGUGGCGAUGGACGGUGGCGGGUUGAAAGGGACAGGUACGGCUUCGAUACGCGUGAAAGAUAUAAACGAUAUGCCGCCGCAGUUCACUAAAGACGAGUGGUUGACGGAAGUCGACGAAACGGACGGCAAUACGUUACCGGAAAUGCCGAUCUUGACGGUUACGGUGCACGACGAGGACGAGACGAACAAGUUUCAAUAUAAGGUUAUUGAAAAUAGCGGUUACGGAGCGGAUAAAUUCACGAUGGUGAGGAAUAACGAUGGGACUGGGUCGUUGAAGAUCGUUCAACCGCUCGAUUACGAGGAUUUAUUGCAAAGCAACGGGUUCAGGUUCAGAAUCCAAGUGAACGACAAGGGAGAGGACAAUGACAACGACAAGUAUCACGUAGCUUACUCGUGGGUGGUGGUCAAGCUGCGUGACAUCAAUGAUAACAAGCCGCAGUUCGAGCGACCGAACAUCGAAGUUUCCGUGUUCGAGAACGCCGAGGUCGGCAAAAGUUUGGAGACCUUCAAAGCCACCGACCCGGAUCAGGGCGGCAAGAGCAAAGUGUCGUACGCGAUUGACAGGACCUCGGACAGGAAGCGGCAAUUCUCCAUCAAUCAGGAGGGCACGGUCAGCAUACAAAGGUCCCUGGACAGGGAGGACACGCCGAGGCAUCAAGUGAAGAUUCUCGCCAUCGACGACGGAAUUCCGCCCAAAACAGCGACCGCAACUUUAACAGUCAUCGUGCAGGACAUCAACGAUAACGCGCCCACUUUCCUCAAGGACUACAGGCCCGUGGUCCCGGAGCACGUCCCGCCCCGCAAGGUGGUCGAACUGCUGGCUACAGACGAUGACGACAGAUCGAAGAGUAACGGCCCGCCGUUUCAAUUCCGGCUCGACCCCGGAGCCAGCGACAUAGUGCGGGCCUCCUUCAAAGUGGAACAGGAUCAAAAGGGAGCAAACGGAGACGGUAUGGCCAUCAUAACCUCUUUGAGGUCGUUCGAUAGGGAGCAGCAGAAAGAGUAUCACAUCCCGAUCGUGAUUAAGGAUCACGGUAAUCCCGCCAUGUCCGGCACGAGCACAUUAACGGUCAUCAUUGGCGACGUGAACGAUAACAAAAUGCAGCCUGGCUCGAAAGAAAUAUUUGUUUACAAUUAUCAAGGCAACGCGCCGGAAACGGAAAUCGGCCGCGUCUACGUUUACGAUUUGGACGAUUGGGAUUUGCCCGACAAGAAGUUUUACUGGGAGAGUAUCGAGCAUCCGAGAUUUAAAUUGAAUGAGGAUACGGGAAUGAUUUCUAUGCGACACGGAACGAGAGACGGCACAUAUCACUUGAAAUUCAAGGUGUACGACAGGAAGCAUACGCAAACCGAUGUACCUGCUAAUGUAACGGUAACAGUAAAGGAAAUUCCCCACGAGGCUGUCGUGAACUCGGGCUCAGUACGCAUUGCCGGCAUAACAGACGAAGAUUUCAUUAGAAUAUGGGAUUACAGAACGCAGAGCUUGUCGAAGAGCAUGUCGGAGAAAUUCCGAGAUAAAAUAGCGGACUUGUUAAACAUCGACAGAGACAAUGUAGACGUGUUCAGCGUGCAGCUGAGGAGAAAACACCCGCCCCUAACCGACGUGAGAUUUAGCGCACAUGGCUCGCCGUAUUACAAACCGGUGCGGCUCAACGGAAUGGUGCUGAUGCAUCGCGAGGAAAUCGAACGCGCUGUCGGCAUCAACAUCACCAUGGUGGGAAUCGACGAGUGCCUGUACGAGAACCAGAUGUGCGAGGGCUCCUGCACCAACACAUUGGACAUAAGUGCCUUGCCUUACAUGGUCAAUGCGAACAAGACGGCGCUUGUGGGCGUGCGAGUGGACGUGUUGGCCGAAUGCACCUGCGGCGCCCGUAAUUUCAGCAAAGACGAGAAUUGCCGCAACACGCCGUGCUACAACGGCGGUCGCUGUAGCGAGACCAGAUUCUCUUUGACGUGCUCGUGCCCGUCUGGAUACAAUGGACCGCGCUGUCAACAGACGUCGCGCAGCUUCAAAGGCAACGGCUGGGCUUGGUAUCCGGCUUUGGAAAUGUGCGAUAAAUCCCAUCUACACUUUGAAUUUAUAACGAGGAAACCGGACGGGCUGCUUUUGUACAACGGGCCCAUAGUGCCACCUGAAAAGGACGAAGUAAUGGUGUCGGACUACAUCGCGAUGGAAUUGGAGCGCGGCUAUCCGAGAUUGCUAAUCGAUUUCGGGUCGGGAACUUUGGAAUUGCGUAUUAAAACAAAGAAGACCCUCGACGACGGCGAGUGGCAUAGAAUCGACAUUUUCUGGGACACGGAAAAUAUACGCUUGGUCGUAGACUAUUGCAAAUCCGCCGACAUUUCCGAGCUAGAGGAUGGCACGCCACCAGAAUUCGACGACAGCAGCUGUCAGGCCCAAGGCACGAUCCCGCCAUUCAACGAAUACCUUAACGUAAACGCCCCGCUACAGUUGGGCGGGUUGUACGUCGAACAAUUUGACCCGACGCACUACCACUGGCAAUACAUGCCCGUCGGCAAAUCCUUCGACGGUUGCAUCAGAAACUUGUUCCACAACUCGAAACUCUACGAUUUAGCUCAUCCCGGCUUAUCGAGGCACAGCGUUCCGGGCUGUCCGCAAACCGAAGAAAUGUGCGGGCGAAGCGACACUACGUCGAGGUGUUGGGAGCAUGGAACCUGCGUGGGCAGCUUCAACGAGGCCAAAUGCCUGUGUAAACCGGGCUUUACCGGUCCGGCUUGCACAAUACCGACCAUCCCCACGUCCUUCAAACCGCAAUCGUACGUGAAAUACGCGCUAAGCUUCGAACCAGAUCGCUUUUCAACGCAAAUCCAAUUGCGAUUCCGGACGAGAGAGGAGCACGGUGAAUUGUUCAGAGUAUCCGAUCAGCAUAACAGAGAAUACGGUAUAUUGGAGAUCAAAGAUUCCAGAUUGUAUUUCCGAUAUAACCUCAAUUCGCUAAGGACCGAAGAGAAGGACAUCUGGUUGUCCGCCGUCCCCGUGGACGAUGGUCAGUGGCACGUGGCGCGAGUAAGCCGAUACGGAUCGGCCGCCACUUUGGAGUUGGACGGCGGCGAGGGCCGCCGAUACAACGAAACUUUCAGCUUCGUGGGCCAUCAGUGGCUUUUGGUGGACAAGCAGGAAGGCGUCUAUGCUGGCGGCAAAGCCGAGUACACUGGCGUGCGCACGUUUGAAGUUUACGCCGACUAUCAGAAAGGAUGUCUGGAUGACAUACGGCUGGAGGGCAAGCACUUGCCGCUGCCUCCGGCGAUGAACGGGACGCAGUGGGGCCAGGCGACGAUGGCGAGGAAUCUGGAAAGGAAUUGUCCAUCCAAUAAACCAUGUGCGAACGUAAUUUGCCCCGAGCCGUUCGAAUGCGUUGAUCUCUGGAACGACUACGAAUGCACUUGCGGGGAGGGCAGGAUAAUGUCGCCCGACGGAAAGGAUUGCAUGGACAAGAACGAGUGCCUCGACUUGCCUUGCUUGCACGGCGGCACCUGCAUCAACCUGGAGCCCAGGCUCCGCUAUCGGUGCAAUUGCCCGGACGGGUUCUGGGGCGAGAAUUGCCAGCUGGUUCAGGAAGGCCAAACGCUCAAACUCAGCAUGGGAGCGCUGGCCGCCAUCUUGGUUUGCUUGCUCAUCAUCCUCAUCCUAGUGUUAGUUUUUGUGGUAUACAACAGAAGAAGAGAGUCCCACAUAAAAUACCCAGGACCUGACGACGACGUCAGAGAAAACAUCAUCAAUUACGACGACGAGGGGGGCGGCGAAGACGACAUGACCGCCUUCGAUAUAACCCCGCUGCAAAUCCCCAUUGGAGGACCCCUCCCCGAAAUGGGGCCGCCCAAGAUGGGAUUUUCCAUGUUGGGGGUAGGACAGGAACCGAACGUGGGCGUUUUUAUCGACGAACAUAAAAAACGAGCCGAUAGCGACCCCAACGCGCCACCUUUCGACGAUCUUAGGAACUAUGCGUAUGAAGGUGGUGGCAGCACUGCCGGAUCCUUGAGCUCAUUAGCGUCAGGUACUGAUGACGAAUGCCAGGACUACGACUACUUGGGCGCUUGGGGCCCCCGUUUCGACAAGCUGGCCGACAUGUACGGCCCUGGCGAAGAGACCGAGCAGGAGGAGUAA
Messenger RNA from Brassicogethes aeneus, 5088 nucleotides. The record is from the annotation of a GenBank genome assembly. Lineage: Eukaryota; Metazoa; Arthropoda; Insecta; Coleoptera; Nitidulidae.